This is a messenger RNA of Schistocerca gregaria, 770 nucleotides long. RefSeq names its product 39S ribosomal protein L14, mitochondrial (gene mRpL14). Gene Ontology annotation, biological process: translation. Gene Ontology annotation, molecular function: structural constituent of ribosome. The coding region runs from base 231 to 668 and encodes 145 amino acids. NCBI's taxonomy places the organism in Eukaryota, Metazoa, Arthropoda, Insecta, Orthoptera, Acrididae. Gene Ontology annotation, cellular component: mitochondrion; ribosome. The record is from RefSeq and is a predicted model, not a curated record. The transcript has 3 exons.
GGCGAAUGACACGUCUUUAUCGUUAUCUUUGGGAUAGGGUUGUGUGUGUGUUUAUUGUUUUGAAAGAAGCGGUUGUGUUAUAAUAGAUUACAAAUAGAUUACAGAUCAGGUAGCUUAACAUGUGCUGGAGAAUAGGUACAUGAAGUGGCAAGGAAGCAAGAGCUGAAUAAUCUAUCACUAGGACUUAGGACUUACAUCUGGUUCUUGUAGUUGCUUGCAAGGUGAACAUAAUGCAGGCACUCAACGUAGCCAAGCAGGUAUGUCAGAUUCAUACUUCAGCGCGACCCCAUCAAAUAAUCAAGCUUACAAGGAUGAGAGUUGUGGAUAAUAGUCAGAUCGGGAAACUGGCCAUGGCUGAAGGGAAACCACCAAGGUGUAUUCAUGUUUACAACAAGAAAGGUGUAGGCACUAUUGGUGACAAGAUACUGGUUGCAAUCAAAGGCCAAAAGAAGAAAGGCGUGAUAGUUGGUGUGAAACAGAAGCAGCCACCUUUGGUGCCUAAAUUCGACAGUAACAAUUUGGUGCUGAUAGAUGAUAAUGGAACUCCACUAGGAACACGCAUUCAUGUGCCCAUACCUACAGUUCUACGUCGCAUUCUGAAAGAGCGUACACACGCAAAAGGCACGGAUUAUACAAAACUGUUAGCUAUAGCAACUAGAUUUGUGUGAUGUAUUGAAAUGGUAGAACUGUACAAAAAUUUUGCUUAUGGCACUGUUAAAAGAUGAUGUACUAUACUGUCUUGGUAAAAAAAAUAAAAAUCAUUUAGCCUA